UUGGAUUCUUUGAGCUACAUGUCCACGCCUCAAUCACUUAGUACAAGUUGAUUGCUGGAUGGUAACUUUGUUAUAGCUAAACCAUUUUUAUUAGAUUAACUAAAUUGGAUUCCAUUAAUCUUAUUUGUAUAUGUUCCCUUGACUGCAUAAUUAGCAGUUCCGUUUUAGAAUUAAAAAACUGGUCCUGUGGUUUGGCAGUGUUUCUUUUGAUGAUUCUUUUGCACUACUGUUUCUGUUAGAUACUAAUUGAGUUUCAGCUUUGAUUUAUUAACAUGCGUGGCCAUUCUAAUAGACAUCAUUCAUUUCAGGUUUGGACCUUUCUUGGUGGAUGUGUCUCCUUACUUCAUCUCUUUUACUUUCAACUUUGUCACAACCAUAGAGGAUUCUUAGUUUGAUUCUUAUGGUAUGUAUGUGGUUGCAGCAUCCCGUUUGAAAUAUAAUAUAUCAUGUUCUCUGCACCUUCACUGAUUUUCAAUAGUAACAAUUUCGUACUCCUCCAACACCAUAUUUCAUUAUGAUAAUAUUAUUGGUUCUUGAGGUUUAUUUAUAGACAUGGAAUGUUCUCAAUGUUUAAUCUUAAUAUAGGUUCAUAUGGACUCGGUCGGACAAAGCAAUUUCAUUUGAGCAGAUAUGAUACUAAAUCACCUGUCAGUUAAUCCUUUCAUGUAGGAGAAGAACCAUUGUACUAAUCAGAAGAUGCAUUCUGGCAUCCACUAAGGGUGACCCCUUUUUUAGUUUUGUCACAUAAUGUUAGUUACUCACCUUAGAGAACCCCCUUUUUUAUCUUCAUAAAAGGUUGCCUGCUACUGCUAGCGUAUUCAAGUAAAAACAACUAUUUGCACCAUCAUUCGUUGGUUCAAUCUUCUGUUGAUCAAUUCACACAAAAAAACGCUUACUUGGCUGGCUACUAUCAAAUCAAAAUUUUAUAAAAUCGACAAUCUAGCACUCUUAUUUCAUAUGAAAAUUGCAAAUCUCUCACAGUCCAUCGAAAGAAAAAAGAUGUAUAUCUUUUCUAGCUUUUACCUUUAUAAAUGUAUAAAUAUCAUGUACUUAUCUAAUUGCUUCCUCAACGCCCCCCUUUAUUAUCCUCUCUAGCCUAUUACUAUACAGUGCAGUGUCAAAUAAUAUUGUUCACACUAUUAGAUAAUUAAGAAAAUCUCGCAGUGACCAAAGCAUUGUUAAUCCAGUAGGUUGCAAUACACUCUGUUUAUUGUUUAAGAAAACCUACUCUACUGCCAAUGCAUAAUUACUCUUUUGUCACAUUGUUGUUCUCAAAUUCUCAAUACCAGUUUGGCAUUUCGUUCUUUCAUUUAUAAGAAAAUCCUUAAUGUCAACUAAGUGUCCCGCAGCAACGCGCGGGGUAUCAUCUAGUAUUGAUAGUUAGUAAGGUCACCACACCCCUUUCUGACAUUUUCUGAUUAUUUCUGGUUCUUUUUAUCCCUUUUUGCGGGGGUUUUCAAUGUUUAAUUAUGUAUAUGAUGAAAGUAAAGUAUAGUUUCAAGUCAAAUGCAAAUUAUUUUCACGCAUAUGGGGUAGUGUACAGAUCGAUGGUGCUUAGCUCAGUCAGACUCAACUUGCAAUCUCGACUGAAAUAAUCAUUUUGAUGCCUCUGUAUAUUACCUAAUAAACUAAAUAAACGACAAUAUUCAUUUGAUGCUUCACUAUUAGAUACACUGUGGACGUCUCAGCAAAUUUUUUUUUUUGAGGCUAUGCGGUCUCAGCCAAAAAACUUUUGAGACCAACCAACCAUAAGGGUUGGGUUAGUGGGCUGCACACACGUUUCCCAAUUUCCUAAAGCGAAAAGAGAAAAGAAAAACUCAGCUCCCCUCUCCACUUGAGUCUCCACUCCAGCAAAGCGGCGGUCGGAGAGAACGGAGGAUCGGCGCCGGCGGCGGCCCCGGACCUCCCCGUCCCCGGCAGCAGCCAGAGAUUCAAGCGGAGGAGAGGAGAGAGGGUGCCGCAAUAGGGGGGAGGUGGAUAGGAUAUGGAUCCAGCCGAGGUUCCUCGCGGGUAACAUCCAGUUUCCCUCUUCAUGACUAUCUGUAUGUUAUGCUGGAUGAAUGGAUGGAUGUAUCAUAUGGCAUUUGUCUGUGGCUUCUCCUGUUUCAGGGUCGAUCCCGCACCCAACUUGCCGUGUAUGGAUGGAAAGAGGCUGUGGCAAUCUGUGACGCCGGCUGACCCCGUGUCCAAGGUGCUCAGCGACGACAACCUACUCAUCGAGAUCCUCCUCCUAAUCGGCUACCCAACUACCCUCGUAUGUGCUGCUCUCGUCUGCAAGCGCUGGCUCUGUCACGCCUCCGACCCUGCCUUCCUCUGCCGCUUCCGCAAGCUCCACCCGCCCCGUCUCCUUCGCUUCUAUGUCGACACCGGGAGGUUUUGUAGCAGCUCACGCUUCGUGCCGAUGCUACCGCGCCCCCCAGAGUUCGACGCCAUCAUCCGCUCUGCAAGCUCCAUCCUGGAUGCCUGCAGUAACACACAUAAAUUCGUCUUGGACUCCUGCAAUGGCAACGUCUUCAUGAACACGUUCAACAGCUACAUUGGAGAUCCUGGAUCAAAAAAUAUAGUGCUCAGCCCCCUCUGCCCUGAGAGGGGUAUGGUCGUCAUCCCACCAUACCCACGACACAAACUCCAGGAUGGCUAUUUAUGCACUUUCAGUGAACUCUUUCUCAAAGAACGCGGCAACGACUUGUCCUACUUCUAUGUGUUGAUGGAAUCUUCUAAGGAGCGAACAAAAUCUAUGGUGCACAUGUAUAUGUUGCAAGAUGGUGUCUGGUGUGUGCAUGCCUCGGCAACGACGCAGCUCCCUUUUCUGCCACAGGAACUGAAUCCUCUGCUUGUUGGCAAUAAAAUCUAUAUGGCGUCCACCCAGAGCGAAAUUCUUGUCUUGGAUUUGACAGCCUUAAGUUCCUCCACAUUUCAGCUUCCACAAGGGCUUGGUAUCAGUGACAGUGACAGACGAACCAUGUUGUCAAGGGCAGAUGAUGAUUCUGGCGUGUAUCUCAUUCAUUUGGACGAGCUUCAGCUGCGCAUCUGGCUGCACACAUGGGAGAACUGUUUGCUGGUGGAUACCAUAUGUUUGCGUGAGAUGUGUGCUAAAUGGAGGAUGCCUGAUCACACACAUCAGGUGUGGAUGAAGCACGUGGGGCGCAAUGCUGAGUUUGUUUUCUUGAAGAUGGGUCCAUGCCUACUCUAUUUGGAUAUCAAGUGCAGGAUGCUGUAUAAAGUGUAUGAGGGGACAAGCGAGAUUCAGUGGUUGGGUUUUAUCCAUCCGUAUAUGAUGAUCUGGCCUCCCACAUUCCCUGCGCUCAAGGAUGAUCCUGCAAGUAAUGCGACAGGAAGAGGAGGAAGGUCGAGGAUCAAAGAAGCGUGAGCUGCAUUUAAUUUCUAGCAGCUGAGUGUGUGGGAGCAAAAAAGGCAUGUCUUAGAGAAAGCAUGUGCAGUAUCUGUUAGCUGUGUUUUGAGUCAGUGACAAGUUAUUCUGGGUACUGGAUUAGGAUGUUAAAUGGAACUGGAUGUUUUAAACUGACCUGUAUGUUUGUGUUGCA
Aegilops tauschii subsp. strangulata is the source of this 3545-nucleotide messenger RNA. Its product is annotated as probable jasmonic acid carboxyl methyltransferase 2. Gene Ontology annotation, molecular function: protein binding; methyltransferase activity. Lineage: Eukaryota; Viridiplantae; Streptophyta; Magnoliopsida; Poales; Poaceae. The record is from RefSeq and is a predicted model, not a curated record.